ACGCCGCGGACAUCACUCCGGCGACCCGCGGCAUGGGCAAGGAUCGGCUGCCGGCACCUGAUCCUGUCGGGGAUCGGUGUUCUGAGGAGCACUUCAUGCGGCUCCGGGCUGCCGUAAAAGAGCUUGACAGCGCGUGGUACGAUUCCACGAACAAUCUGACGGUCACCGCUGACACUCGGAAGGCCCUCUUCGAGGAGCUUUUAUGGGAGCACCGGGAGCUCGCUGAGGCACAUGACAAGUGCCAAGUGAUCCCGGAAGCUUCCAUCGAUGCUCUCAAGGAGCAGCUCGCCACGGCCCAACGGGAAAAGGACGAGCUCAACCGGCAGCACCAGGAUGAGCUGAACGCCCUCAAGACCAGCUACCAGGAUCUCAAGUCUCAGCUGAUUCAGCUGGGGCUCGAUCACGCCAAGGCCCUCAAAGCCGCUGAAGUGAGCGCAGCGGCCAAGUUGGACGAGGCUCUGGAGGAUGCUUCCAAUGCCACUGUGGUGUUGCGGGCAGAGCUGGAGGAGAUGACCAAGGCCCGGAAGGGUGCCGAGGAGAAGGCCGCGCGGCUGGAGGAGGGGCACAAGGAGUGCGAUCAGCUGAUCCUGCAGACCGACACACUUGCCCUCCGCCUCUUUCCGGACUCGCAGAGGUAUGCCGUCAAGAAGGUCGACGCGCAGCGCAAGGACAAAGGCCAAGCGGAUCUUACCGUGCCAUGGACGCCCAAGGACCAUCUGGUCGCGCUUAACGCGCGGGUGUCCCAUAUGCGCUGCAUAGACCGCAAUCUUUCGGACAUCCCUGAUGUAGCUACCCAGCUAUACAGGACUUUAUGGCCUGGCGAGGAGGUGCCGGACACCUUCUCCCUCAUCAACGACCGCCUGAAAGGUGCCGGCAGGAGGAUCCGCGAGUGGCAGUGCUCUGCUGCCCGCGCUGGAGCGGACUCCGCCCUCCGCGUCGCCUGCUCCUGGUACCCGGAGCUCAAUCUGGACGCCCUUACCGGCGUGCGAAUAAACCCCUCUCUCAAGCGCAACAUUAUUUGUGUCGGCCAGAACUCAGAACACAUGCUCGAUGCUAUAGUUUUGGAGCCUGUAAACCAACAACAUGUGCUUGAUCAUCCGGAGAGCAGCCUCGCCGUCGUCUUCACAACGUGA
This is a messenger RNA of Lolium perenne, 1133 nucleotides long. Lineage: Eukaryota; Viridiplantae; Streptophyta; Magnoliopsida; Poales; Poaceae. The record is from RefSeq and is a predicted model, not a curated record.